AUGGCUGAACCAAUGUCAUCUAAUAUGCGAGAUAAUGGGGUUGAUGCAGUUUCGGAAGUGAAUCCAACGAAGCUGUCUUGGUCUCUGGUGGUUGGAGUUGUUAGGCUGUAUGAGAUGCAAAACCAGUGGAACCCGGCUGAGGUUUACAGUGUGGAAAUGGUGUUGCAAGAUGAACGGGGUGAUCGAAUCCAUUGCAGCAUACCAAAACAAAAUAUUGCUGUCUUCAAGACUCUUAUUCGGGAACAUGAGCUUUAUUCCAUGAAGAAUUUCAUUGUGAAGGGUUGGGGGAAAGGGAUUAGGACCUGUGAUCACAAGUACAAGUUAAACUUUUAUAUCAAGACGUCAGUAUCACGGCUAACAACUGGGACAUUUCCCUUUAAUCCCUUCCGUUUUGUAUCUUAUGAAGAGGUUCAGGCCAUGCCUGCUGGGAAUGAAAAUCAUCUCAUAGACUAUAUUGGCCAUGUUGUAGGUAAAGAGGAUGUAACAAAUAUGGUGACAAAAUCAGGAAGGGAGUGUAAACUUCUAGGAGUCUAUUUGGAGGAUCUGCAGAAGAAUCGGUUGAAGUGUACUCUGUUUGGUGACUUGGUUAGCAAAGUUGAAAAAAUUUUAGAUAAAGCUGAUGGUCAGCCCUUGGUGAUGGUGACUCAAUUGUUCAAACCUCAUUUGUAUUUGAAUGAAGUCAACAUUCAAAAUAGUUUUCAUGUGUCUCAGAUUUAUAUUAAUCCUGACUUCCCUGAUGUUGCUAUAUUUAGAGAUAGCUUGACAAAGGAAGGAGAUCUAUGCUCACAAGGGAUCACUCACAUUCAAAGUCAGCCACCACAAUCUGUGUCCGAUGAAAUCAACGGGGACUCUAUUAAGUCAGUUGAGGAAAUUCUGAACAUGAGGGAGGAAUCUACAUGUUGGGUGGUUGGCACUAUAGUUUCUAUUGAGCAUGGUGUUCGAGAUUGGUGUUAUGCUUCAUGUGGAUUCUGUCCCAGGAAAGUUCAAGUUAAUAAAGAUAGGUAUCGUCUUAAUACUAUUAUAACCGAUGGAACUGGGUGUAUAAGGAUAAUCAUUUGGAAUUAUGAGGCUCGGGUCAUGAUUGGUAAAACUGCAAAUGAAAUAAUGGAUGGGAGUAAAGAUGAUCAUGAUGAAACCUAUCCUAAAGCUCUAAAUGAUAUACUUGAGAAAAAGUUCCUUUUCAAAUUAUCGGUGACAUCAAAAAAUAUUAACUGUGUGGAAACUGUCUACACUGUCCUCAAGAUAAGCGAUGAUGAAUCUAUCAUAGGACUUCAUAGCUCUCAGUCGUCUUCCAUGGAUACUCCUGGUGUUGAUGAAUUGAUUCUAAGCAGUUUGGCUACAGGUGGUCAAAUUGGAAUAGAUUCUGGUGUCAACAGUGCAUCUGUUGUAUGUUUAUCAAAGGAUAGUGGUACAGAAAGCAAUGAUGAGAGCGGUCAGCAAACUCCUGGAAAGGUGGUAACACAUGAUGUUGCAUCUAAUUCUGAUAUUCCAUACAUCUCUCCUCCUGAAGUGCAAGGUUCCAGUAACAAAAUUUUUAGACGAGGUGGUGCAAAAAGGAAAAUGGAGUAA
This is a messenger RNA of Arachis stenosperma, 1569 nucleotides long. RefSeq names its product replication protein A 70 kDa DNA-binding subunit A-like. Gene Ontology annotation, molecular function: DNA binding. Gene Ontology annotation, biological process: DNA replication; DNA repair; DNA recombination. Lineage: Eukaryota; Viridiplantae; Streptophyta; Magnoliopsida; Fabales; Fabaceae. Gene Ontology annotation, cellular component: nucleus. Bases 1 to 1569 code for a protein of 522 amino acids. The transcript is spliced from 10 exons. The record is from RefSeq and is a predicted model, not a curated record.